AUGCUCCCCGGCUAUUCUUCUACGCCCCAGACGGAGCCGUCGACACAAGACCGGCAACCACAACCCCCCAAUGAGCCACCACGCCCCAGACUGCCGCCUAGGAGAGCCACCCAAGCUUGUCUGGUGUGCAGGCAGCGCCGGGUCAGAUGUGAUGUCUCGUUUAAAGAAGGCGACUGUACCAACUGUAUGCUGGACAGGCUGGAGUGCAUAGUUGUCAGCUCCAAACGGCGUGCCCGACGAAAUCCCAACGAGAAGACACCAGCUUCAUCAUCUAGCAACCAGUCCAGGGCCGGUAAUGAGAGCCCGCGGAACUUGGAGCAAGACGGCAUUCAAAAAUCCCGAGUGCGUCGAGAAAACGACCUGGUUAUCCACUAUACCGAGAGGACCUACCUAGACAGCUAUCGGGAUUCCGCUCUAGAAACCAGCCAGAAUAAUCGAAGCGAGGCCCGCCUGCCUGGAUAUAUCAAAUCUUUUGACGUUAAAAGGAGCGAGGAUCUGGAGUUUCUACGACAGCGGGCUGUCUUUGAGCUCCUUCCUCUAGAGCUUGCACACAUAAUUUUGGCUCGGUAUGAAGAACUCGUCUAUCCAGUGCUACCUAUUCUGGAUGUUGCGGACUUCCGCAGUGCGCUACUUGGUAAAUCAGGAUAUGAGAUAUCCCUUCUUCUGUACCACGCUGUAAUGGUUAUGGGGUUGAACUGUACGGAGAGUGAAGCUGUUCUACAGCUCUCGCACACGACAAAGGGGGAACUGAGAAGCGCGUCGUAUGAAAAGGCCAAGGUAUUGUUUGAUAUUGGGGUUGAGCAGGACAGCAUGGUCCUUUGCCAGGCUUGCCUGUUGCUGGCGGACCGCGACUUCUAUACCGAUGUAAAAGACGCGUCAUACUGGGUUGGUAAUGCCAUCGUGCAUGCCAACAUCCUCGGUCUCUAUAGAGCAAUAGAGACUGCCCCUGGGAGUUGGAAUACCACAAAGGUUUUAUGGUGGUGCGUCGUUAUCAAGGAAUGCGAUGUCUCUACCUAUGUGAACUAUGCACCUCGCGUUUCGCCGUUUACCUCGCCAAUGCUCACCUUGGGUGAUUUCGGCGUCGAGGGCGAUGUCAACAUGGAUAGCGGCAAAGAUAGCAGCCCUUUGGACUCGCCCGCGGCCAAACUUGCCGCUAUCUACAUCAUCAGAGCAAAGCGUUCCUGCCAGGUAUACCUGGUUAAGCGCCAGAUGUACGAAGAAGUCCAACCGUGGAAUGGACAGACGAGCAAAUCUACACAGCGAGCCAUGCGACAGGAGAUGCUUUCGCAGCUCCACUCCUGGGAAUCGGAUACACCUCGCGAACUGCGGAGUGAAACGCUCCAACACGAAUUCGAUUCCAGCCUUGUAGGUGUAACCUGCGCCUCGGCAAUGGCGGAAAUCGUCUACUGGUCGGCGUAUUUCUUUGUAUACAUGCCCGACGUCAGAUUCCACGUAAAAUACACCAAGGGGAUUGAAGUCGUGGUUGACCCAGAAGGCCGGCCCAUCUUACGCCAUGCAGCCAGCCAGAUAGUUACAGUUCUCGAGCGACUUUUGGCUCUUAACAUGGGUCAAUCGCUUACCGCAUCACAUGGAUGGCACCUUGGGAUGGCUGCAUUUGCCCUGCUCCAAGACACUCAAGCUAUCGAUCCAGUAAUCAGAGACAACAGCCUUCGCAAAAUGGAGGUCUGCCAUCGGGCUGCGCAUGCGCUAACAGAGACAUAUCCCCUUCUCAGCCAGGUUACCCUGGGGUUUAAGCCAGCAGAAUGGCAGCCACAUGGAUCCCAACCCAAAACAGAGACCCCUGCUAGCAACCACCCAACCGACGGUGACAAUGAGCGCGGGCCUAGAUGGCAGUCUCAAGACGAAGCUACCGAACAGACUUAUGCCAUGAAUAGUCGCCUGCAUAGCAGGUAUGCUGAAAAGCAUAGAUGCCAAGUCGAUGAUGUCCUUGGCUGGGUUUCGCUGGGAUAA
Aspergillus versicolor CBS 583.65 is the source of this 1971-nucleotide messenger RNA. RefSeq lists its product as uncharacterized. Gene Ontology annotation, molecular function: zinc ion binding; DNA-binding transcription factor activity, RNA polymerase II-specific. Lineage: Eukaryota; Fungi; Ascomycota; Eurotiomycetes; Eurotiales; Aspergillaceae. The transcript has 2 exons. Gene Ontology annotation, biological process: regulation of DNA-templated transcription. The record is from RefSeq and is a predicted model, not a curated record. The coding region runs from base 1 to 1971 and encodes 656 amino acids.